This is a messenger RNA of Eruca vesicaria subsp. sativa (arugula), 1299 nucleotides long. NCBI's taxonomy places the organism in Eukaryota, Viridiplantae, Streptophyta, Magnoliopsida, Brassicales, Brassicaceae. The record is from the annotation of a GenBank genome assembly.
AUGGGAAGCAUUGAGAGUCAAGAAACACAUGUUCUAUUGGUAGCCCUGCCGUACCAAGGUCACCUCAAUCCAAUGCUAAAAUUCGCCAAACUUCUCUCACGACCUAACCUCCACCUCACUCUCGCCACCACCGAGCAAGCCCGUGGCCUCCUCUCGACGACCGAAGAAGAACAACGUAGCCCUCCUGUGGACUUGGCUUUCUUUUCAGACGGUCUACCUAAAGACGACCCAAGAGAUGCAGAUUCUCUCAUCGUGUCGUUGAGAAAUGUCGGAGCCAAGAACUUGUCUGAAAUCGUUGAAUCAAAGAGAUUCUCUUGCAUCAUCACCGUGCCUUUUGCUCCAUGGGUUCCAGGUGUUGCAGCUUCAUAUAACAUCCCUUGUGCACUCCUCUGGAUCGAAGCUUGUGGAGCUUUCUCGGUUUAUUACCGUUACUACAUGAAGACAAACACUUUCCCCGAAAAUCUCGAAGAUCUGACUCAGACAGUUGAGUUACCAGGUUUGCCAUUGUUGGAAGUUGGAGAUCUCCCUUCCUUUCUCUUGCCUUCUGCAGGAAGUCACCUAAAUAACCUAAUGGUGGAUUUCGUCGAAUGCUUGAAAGAUGUGAAAUGGGUUUUGGUUAAUUCAUUUUACGAACUUGAAUCAGAGAUAAUUGAUUCGAUGUCUGAGCUGAAACCAAUGAUCCCGAUCGGUCCUCUGGUCUCUCCAUUUCUAUUGGGAGCAGAUGAAGACAAAACCCUAGAUAAUGGUGGUUGUAUGGAGUGGCUUGACAAGCAAGCUAGGUCAUCGGUUGUGUACAUAUCUUUCGGAAGUUUGAUAAAAUCAUCGGAGAACCAAGUCGAGAGCAUUGCAACGGCGCUGAAGAACAGAGGAGUUUCAUUUCUCUGGGUGAUUAGACCUAAGGAGAGAGCCCAAAACGUGGCCGUUUUGCAAGAGAUGGUACAAGAAGGACAAGGGGUUGUUAUUGAGUGGGGUCCUCAAGAAAGAAUACUGAGCCACGUGGCCAUCUCUUGUUUUGUUACACAUUGUGGAUGGAACUCGACGAUGGAGACGGUGGCGACUGGUGUUCCGGUGGUGGCGUACCCGAGUUGGAUCGAUCAGCCGCUUGACGCGAGAUUGCUUGUGGAUGUGUUCGGAAUGGGAGUGAGGAUGAGGAAUGGUGCCGUCGACGGCGAGCUUAAGGUAGCGGAGGUUGAGAGAUGUGUUGAGGCUGUCAUGGAAGGACCCAACGCCGAGGAUAUGAGGAGGAGAGCGACGGAGUUGAAGGUUGCGGCGAGAUCGGCGUUGGCAGAGUUCAUAUAA